Messenger RNA from Corticium candelabrum, 1115 nucleotides. Its product is annotated as putative ammonium transporter 1. The coding region runs from base 1 to 909 and encodes 302 amino acids. NCBI's taxonomy places the organism in Eukaryota, Metazoa, Porifera, Homoscleromorpha, Homosclerophorida, Plakinidae. Gene Ontology annotation, biological process: ammonium homeostasis; ammonium transmembrane transport. The transcript has 5 exons. Gene Ontology annotation, molecular function: ammonium channel activity. The record is from RefSeq and is a predicted model, not a curated record. Gene Ontology annotation, cellular component: plasma membrane.
AUGGCAUUCAGUUAUGAACUGUUAUGUAUGACUACACUCGGAGGGUUUAUUAUCUUAUUUGGCUUUUUUGCAUUUAACCUGCUUUCUACUGGUGACCUUUCCAAACCAAAUACUGGUGGUGCACUUGGUCUUAUUGCGGUCAACUGCAUAAUGGCAGCUUCUGGUGGUAGCCUUACUUCUCUCAUAUAUAGACGAUUUAGUGAUAAGGUAAAUCAAAAAUGGAGUCUUGUGUCUGCAAUCAAUGGCUCGUUAGCUGGAUUGGUUUCUAUAAGUGCCUGUGCCAACAGUGUGUAUUCUUAUUGUGCUUUUGUUAUUGGGAUGAUAUCAGGUGUGGUGUACAGCUUUGUAGCAAAGUUGGUGGAAGGUAAACGACUGGAUGAUCCAUUGGAUGCUAUCGCAGUGCAUUUUGGUGGUGGUGUAUGUGGAAUUCUGUGCGUCCCAUUUCUGGAUGCCAAUAUGGGGUUAUUCUAUAAAGGAAACAAAGUAUCCAUGGUGCUACUUGGUUGGAAUUUAUGUGGCCUACUUGUAAUAACUGUAUGGACAUUGAUGUGGGCUUCUCUUAUAUUUGGAAUUAUGUCGUGGCUAAAUAUUCUCCGAGUUACAUCAUAUGACGAAAGAAAAGGUCUUGAUAUCGUAAAACAUGGAGAAAGAGCUUAUCCUUAUCAAGUGAAUAUAGAAGAUAGAUCAUCAUCUCUCACUCUAUGUGAAGCUCUUACUACUAUGUAUAGCGGAAUGCCAACUGCUCGCAAUGUGAAGCACCAGAAUUCAAGUCACAACAAAGUUCAAAAAGCGACAGGAGAUGGAAAUGCUGCAGAUCAAGGUGCUAAAGAAGAAGCUGGUGUAGGAAGUUCCAGGGCAGUCAUACAUGGCAGUGAUCGCGUAGAGAUCGAUCCAGUGUCUGUUGUGUAACUGGUGUAGCAGUCUUGUUUACGGUCGGCAAUCGAGGUAAUGUAACAGCUAGUAUGAAGACAUUAGGGUGUUGUUUGUUGACUAUAGAUUGUGCGAUUAUCUCUAUAGUAGACAGCACUCGGUAGCGGUGUUGUUAUUGCUCUUGUGCUGUAGUUUGUUCUAUAUGUACUACCACAAGACCAAAUCAAAUUUAUACUGCACCAGUG